GUUUUGUUUCCUAUCUGUUACGUUGUGUGUUUUUUUCUUUUCUUUUUGGUAAUUAUGAUGAGGCUACAUCAAGAGGGAGGACGGGCUCAUGACACGGAUGGACUCAGAUCUUCAGUGUAAAGCCCUGUAUGGGUGUGUGUGUAUGUGCGUGCGCAUGUGUUUAUGGGAAUAGUGAAGUCGUGUGUAUUGCACGUCAUGCAGCUUAACUUUUAAAUUUAGAACAUUACAAGAUGGCAAAACAAUUAUGAAUGAUUUGAGAAAGUUUGUACCAUUACGCGCUAUCUGAAGUGAAACUGUUCCUCCGCGACAAAAGAAAAAUUGAACAUAUUUCAUUGAAUAUGAUUUAAAACUCAUGCACUCUGCCUCUGUAUUUUCCACACACUGUGAGCUAUAAAAGGGAUCCUGGAUGGACCUGGGUGAUAACAGCUGGUCCAUGGUCAAGCGCGAAGUGUCCAGCAGCAGCCCGGGGUCUCCGGCUGAGCAGAGCUACCUGAACACUGACCGAAGGGACCGGCUAAGAUCACCGGCGCCGACGCACCUGGACGCGGUGGGAACCCGUCGCGCCGAGGGCAGGCCCCUACACUCCUACGUCCACUUUGGCCAUCCCAACAACGCCCUGCCCAAUUCUGACGACGUUACACUCUUCACGGAUUUAGACCAGGGUAACAAACUCAUCAUCUCAGGUGGGCACACCAGGGAGACGCAUAAGGGAGGCUUAAUUGUGGACCCUACCGACAUGUAUCAGACCCUGGCCAUCGCCGCGGCCCAGAGUCAGGCCGGUUAUAACGACACGCCACCGGCCGGUUACAUGCACUCCAACCCUAAUUCUCCAGUUUAUGUGCCGACGUCUCGCGUUGGAACGAUGAUACCGAGUUUGUCGUACCUACAACCCAGCGUGUCAUCGCAGCCGAGCCAUGCUGUCAGCAGUCAGUCGGUCUGGUCACAGUCCGCACCAGAGAGCCCGUCCUACAGCACUGGAAGCCCACAUACCUCCAGCCGUUUCCACUACUCCCCAAGUCCGCCUACGAAUAACGGCACAUCGAGGGAUACCAGCUAUACGAAUCCUCUGACUGUAAACAGUCGAGACCAAUACCUGUCACGACAAAUAAGUGGAUCUUACACAAGCCCGUAUUCGCCGUAUGUUGCACCGCAGCUAUCACAUUUACCGGCGGCGUGGCCAGCGGGGCCCUUCGAGAACUCCAUGCUGCAUUCCCUGCAGUCCAGAAGCGCACCACUGUCUAUCAGGGGACCAAACGGAGAUUUGCUGGAGGACAUGAUGGAGAGCCGCGAGUGCGUCAACUGCGGCUCCAUUUCCACCCCGCUGUGGAGACGCGACGGCACGGGUCACUUUCUCUGUAACGCCUGCGGUCUGUACAGCAAAAUGAAUGGACUCAGCCGACCAUUAAUUAAACCUCAGAAGCGUAUGGUGAGCACCGACUCGAUGAAAAAAGAGUGCGCAUGCUGAUAAUUUUUUUAAUGUAAACCUUUUUCUAAAUAUUUGUCAACAUUGUGGCGCAGAAACGCAGACGGAGAACCCGUGUGCAACGCGUGUGGACUUUACACAAAGUUACACGGGGUGCCCAGACCCCUUGCCAUGAAGAAAGAAGGUAUUCAGACAAGGAAAAGAAAACCAAAAACCUUGAACAAAACAAAGGGAUCAUCUGGAAGUAGUUCUGUCCCAAUGACUCUGACGUCUUCAUCGUCUUCUAAUUCAGAUGAGUGCACAAAGAACAGUCCUUCAUCAACACAGGUGCCUGUAACAUCAGUCAACUCUUCCACGCUGGUGGGCCAAGUUGAUGUUCCAGGCACGACCGGCUCCAUGGUGAAGUACCCCGGCCAGGAGAGCCUGUACACGAAUGUAGGCCUGACGUCCACAGCUGACGUGGCAACCUCCGUGAGAGGGGACACUUGGUGCCCAAUGGCCUUGGCCUAAAACCUGGCAUUAUGGGAUGGGAGCCAUUUGCUGUCCUUCAGCUCUUUUGAACGCCCCUUUGGCGUUGUUCUUCAAAUCUGGCAGGGUGUGGGGUGUCAUCUGUUUUUGGUCUGUGUUAGUGAUCUUGAGCAGAGGCUUGAUCUGUUCCAAAUACUCCAGUUUUGGUUUCACCCGUGGAAUACUGGACAUCCAUGAUGGAGAUAAUCUUUGCUACUCUGCACUAGAGGACGACACUUGAGAGCGUCUGCUUUAACAUGCCUUUGGUACUUUAAGAGCACCGUGAAUGUUGCUCGGAAGAGUAAGUGGAUCAAAAAUGAUUUCUUGAAAGUAGUAUUGUACAUAUUAAUGCUAACGGAUACUUCGCCCAUCUGGAAAGACGAGGUUGUUGAUUGGAUUCUGAUGAUCUGAAGAGAAAAUGUUUGAGCUUUCUGAAACUGGAAUUGAAGAUAAAGUGUCAAGGUGUUCUUUUGAUGAAUGCAAACAUAUUUAUGAAGCUACAGUUGUUCAAAUAAUGCAUAUAUUUGUCAAUAAAGAUAAUGUCAAAUAGAGUAGGACUGAAGCCUUGGCCUUCCUUUGAAAUCCUUUGUUUCAAGCAUGAUGUUGUUGCAGUGGAUGUUGCUCACUAAUCUGCACACCUUCUAUGUGAAAU
Molecule: messenger RNA, 2582 nt
Organism: Sinocyclocheilus anshuiensis
Lineage: Eukaryota; Metazoa; Chordata; Actinopteri; Cypriniformes; Cyprinidae
Product: GATA-binding factor 6-A-like
Exons: 7
Biological process (GO): positive regulation of transcription by RNA polymerase II; negative regulation of transcription by RNA polymerase II; cell fate commitment
Cellular component (GO): nucleus
Molecular function (GO): RNA polymerase II cis-regulatory region sequence-specific DNA binding; zinc ion binding; DNA-binding transcription factor activity, RNA polymerase II-specific
Source: RefSeq, a predicted model, not a curated record